Molecule: messenger RNA, 645 nt
Organism: Elephantulus edwardii (Cape elephant shrew)
Lineage: Eukaryota; Metazoa; Chordata; Mammalia; Macroscelidea; Macroscelididae
Product: zinc finger protein 267-like
Exons: 3
Coding region: 1-645 (214 amino acids)
Source: RefSeq, a predicted model, not a curated record
AUGUCUUACUUAUGUAAGGAGCGCGGGAAAGCCUUUACUGAGGCGUCUGACCUCAACAAGCAUAUGCAGAACCACAGUGAUGUCAAGCCUUACGUCUGUAAGGAGUGUGGGAAGGCCUUCUGCCAGGGCUCCCAGCUCACUAGGCACUGGGGAGAAGCCUUACUCUGUAAGGGCUGUGGGAAGGCCUUUAGCUACGCCUCGUCCCUCAUCACCCACAUUAGGACCCACACUGGAGAGAGGCCCUAUGCCUGUAAGGAGUGCGGGUGCGCCUUCAGCCACGCAUCUGCCCUCACCACACACAUCAGAAUCCACGGUGGAGAGAGGCCAUACGGCUGUGAGUACUGUGGGAAGGCCUUCAGUCUGUCCUCACACCUCAGCAGACACCACAUCUCUCACACUAAGGAGAAGCCCUAUGAAUGUACGGAGUGUGGCAAGGCCUUUAGUGACUCCUCGGCCCUCUCCACCCACAUCAAGACUCACUGGGGGGAGAAGCCCUAUGAGUGUGAGCAUGGUGAGAGGCCUCACGAGUGUGAGGAGUGUGGGGAGUCCUUCAGCUUGUCCUCCCACCUCACCAAGCACAUCCGCUCCCACAGCGCAGGGACCACCGUGUAUCAGACAUGGGACGGUUCCUUCUUACUGCUGUAG